Messenger RNA from Sapajus apella (tufted capuchin), 3559 nucleotides. RefSeq names its product protocadherin beta 1 (gene PCDHB1). NCBI's taxonomy places the organism in Eukaryota, Metazoa, Chordata, Mammalia, Primates, Cebidae. Gene Ontology annotation, biological process: homophilic cell-cell adhesion. The transcript has a single exon. Gene Ontology annotation, cellular component: plasma membrane. Gene Ontology annotation, molecular function: calcium ion binding. The record is from RefSeq and is a predicted model, not a curated record. The coding region runs from base 183 to 2639 and encodes 818 amino acids.
UCGCUCAAUGCAAAUUUUUUUUCAAGUGCAAAACAGCUUAACCGGCUCGGCUAGGCUUUGGGGGCGCUGCGGUUAGAGGCUAGUGAAGCAGAGAGCAGCUGUUGCAGUAACCUGUUGGAGAAAAGUGAAAGUAUAUCUGCAACAGCUGGCUUCGAUUGCAGAGAGUGCGCUUGUGAGAACUGAUGGCGGGUGCGUGCAGAAAAUCUUUGCAAAGCAGGCAAGUGGGAUGUCUUCUCAUUUUUCUGUGCCUAUCUGUGGGGGGUGCGACAACUAUCCGCUAUUCAGUGGCAGAGGAAAUGGAGAGCGGCUCGUUUGUGGCUAACGUAGCUAAGGACCUAGGACUGGAGGUAGGGAAGCUGGCUGCGCGCGGGGCGCGGCUGGUUUCCGACGGCAACAAAAUGCAUUUCCGGCUCCACCGCAAGACCGGAGAUUUGUUCGUGAAGGAGAAACUGGACCGGGAGUCACUUUGUGGCAAAGCCGACCCGUGCGUUCUGCGCUUUGAAAUAGUCCUGGUGGAACCUCUGCAGUCCUUCAGUGCUGAGGUCAGGGUAUUUGAUAUCAAUGACAAUGCCCCAGUUUUCCUAAACAAGGAGCCGCUUUUAAAGAUUCCGGAGAGCACCCCCUUGGGUUCACGUUUUCCUCUGCAGAGCGCCCAGGAUCUGGACGUGGGCCUCAACGGCCUCCAAAACUACACCCUAAGUGCCAACGCAUAUUUCCACCUGCACACCCGCUUCCGCAGCCACGGGCCUAAAUAUGCUGAGCUGGUGCUGAACAAACCCCUGGACCGAGAGGAGCAGCCUGAAGUCAACUUGACAAUUACGGCGGUAGACGGCGGGUCCCCGCCCAAGUCUGGCACCGCUCACAUCCGCGUGGUGGUUCUGGACGUUAACGACAACGUGCCCCAGUUCUCGCGACUGGUGUACCGAGCCCAGGUCCCAGAGAACAGCCCCAAUGGCUCUUUGGUGGCCAUGGUGACUGCCAUGGACCUAGACGAGGGCACCAACAAAGCAAUAACUUACUCUUUAGCUCAAAACCCAGAAGCAAUUCUCCAGACGUUUCGGAUUGACGCUCAAACUGGAGAGGUUCGACUAAGCGGACCUCUAGAUUUUGAAGCCAUUGAAACAUACGACAUUGACAUUCAAGCUACAGAUGGUGGAGGCCUCUCUGCCCAUAGCAAAGUCCUGGUAGAAGUGGUGGAUGUGAAUGACAAUCCUCCCGAAGUGAUGGUCUCCUCUGUGUCCAGCCCACUCCCUGAGGACUCACCACCACAGACAGUAGUAGCCCUUUUCACUAUCAGAGACCGGGACAUUCGAGUGGGAGGAAAAGUCACCUGCUUCCUCAGAGGAGAUCUUCCCUUUGCAGUCAAACAUACAUUCGGGAAUUCUUACUCGCUGGUCACUGAUAGAAGCUUGGAUCGGGAGGAGGUCUCAGGCUAUAAUAUCACCCUUGUUGCCAAGGAUACUGGACCACCUAGCUUGUCCACUGAGACUGUGAUAGAGGUGCUAAUAUCUGACGUUAAUGACAAUCCUCCAGUAUUUCGGAAAGAUUCCUAUAUCUUGACUGUUCGAGAAAACAAUAGUCCUGCAGUUUUUAUUGGCAAAGUCCAUGCUGAGGAUCUUGAUUUGGGUGAAAAUGCCCAAAUAACAUAUUCUCUGUUGCCUCCAAAAAGUGGAGAUCUGUCAGUCUUUGCUUACAUCUCCAUAAAUUCAGACAAUGGGAAGCUCUAUGCACUAAGAACCAUGGAUUAUGAGGCCAUUCAAGAUUUUCAGUUUGUGGUAAAGGCAACUGAUGGGGGCUUCCUGCCACUGAGUAGCCAAGUUACUGUCAGAGUGGUUGUCCUAGAUGACAAUGACAAUCGUCCAUUGAUCUUGUACCCACUGCAGAAUGGCACCUUGCCCUGCAAUGACCUGGUACCCAGGUCUGCAGAGGCAGGUUACCUGGUGACCAAAGUGGUGGCUGUGGAUGGUGACUCAGGUCAGAAUUCUUGGCUUUCAUAUCAUCUACUUAAGGCCACUGACCUUGGGUUAUUUUCUGUUCAAAGACAAAAUGGAGAAAUCCGUAUGUUACGGCACAUAUCUGAGAGAGACCCCAUGAUGCAUAAAUUGAUCAUUCUUGUUCAAGACCAUGGCCAACCAGCUCUUUCCACUACUGUCUCACUCAACAUCCUGCUGGUAGAUGGCUUUUCAGAGCCAUACCUGCAGUUCCAGGAUCCAUCCAAGCAUUCUAGAAAGGUAAAUCCAUCCACUAAAUAUUUGGUCAUUUCUCUGGCCGUCCUUUCCUUUCUCUUUCUCCUUUCUGUCACAGUGAUCUUCAUUAUACAUGUCUACCAAAAGAUUAAAUAUAGAGAAAAGUUCACAAUUCAAGAGCAUUUCUAUGAUGACUGUAAUUUCUCUAACAAUCUGGUACAAGGACGAGGCAAUGGAUCCUUAUCCCAGCCUUGUCCCUAUGAAAUAUGUGCAGCCACUGGCACUGGCAAUAGUGAGUUUCGCUUUCUUAAGCGCUUUAUGCCCAACUUCCCUUUCCCUCAUGCCACUGGAGACAUAAAAACAGAGGCUGCCUCCAGUUUACCUCCAAAUUCUGACAGGAGUAAGCCUGAGAGAUCAGCAGACCAUGACCAGGUAUCUGAUGACUAUAUGUAGCUCCUAUUUACAGCUCUCAGUGAGAGAGAGAAGCAGAAUUUUACACUUGGCAUGCAAAGAUGUUUCACCUUCAUUGAAACAAAAACUGGUAGUAGAUUGCAGCUUUAGUAAGGAUAAGAAUACCUAGUUUGGUGAAAAUGUGAAAACCAGAGUGAGGCUUGGCUUACUCCAUACAAAGCAGUUAUUCCAAUCCCCAGAUCAUAUAUCUGUAAUCCUUUCUGCAGUUGGAAUUCUGUUUAAAGAAAUGUCACCCUCUAUAAAUGCAUAUGUGGUAGGAACGUCUGCUUUUCCAUCUCUGUGCUAGCAAGUAAUGAAUGAGCCAUUAUUCACACAUUUCCCCUAGAAGAUCAUUGGUCCUGACCCAGGAAAUGCGUAGUUCCAUUAGAAAUCCUUUCAUUUGCCUCUAAAUUAUUUUCCAGUAGAAAGUUAUGCAUGCAUAAGGAAGAGAACUACCUUCCCUUUUUGAUAUAUUGGGAAGUUAUUAGGUUGACAAGCAGAGAUAUAAUUUAUUAUUCAGAAAUCUCUAAAUUCUUGCCCCUGAUAAGGGAUUAUCUUUGAUCAAUACCUUGCCUACAAUCAUUCAUAAUCAUAAUCAUAGAAAUGCCUGACAUAUGGUGGUCUUCCAAAUUAAUCAUGGUGGGAGGAAGGGUGGAGAAAAAAGGAUUUCACUUAUUUGCAAAUAUGAGUAAGGGCAAAUAUAAGGAUAAAGAGAUUCAGUUUAGGAAUGUUCUCCAAAAUUAAGUUAGAUGUAGACUUUUUAAUGAUUGUUUGGAGCCAUAGGCGAAUCUCAAAUCUCCCUCUUUCACAUCCAGAUGUCUAUCUUUGCAGUCCCAGACAGAAGCUAUUUGAAUAAAAGGAAAUGGAGGGUGGAUGAGGAUAAUAAUAAAUCAGGCUGUCCAGGCACAGUGGCUCAUGUCUGC